AGAGCUGCUGUUGUAACCGUCUGAGUGUAGACCGUGGGUGGAGUUAAUGCUCAGCCACAGCGACGCUGGCAGAUAACGCGUUUUGUAGUUAAUUUGCUGUGAUGCUUAUUAAACUAACUAACCUCGCUGUGUGAGGACUGGUAGAGCCGGCAGCACAAGGACAGGUUUGCCGGCGUGCUGAAACGCUGCGGGAUGCCCCGGGGAGACUGCUCGGGGCUCUCCCUGCUGUUUUUUUUCUCAUGCGCUCCGCUUCUCAGGGGAGCGAGAAAGGGGUUUCCGUGCGCUCCCGAGCGUUUUUGUCUAGGUAAAAGGAGCGGGGCGGCAAGAAGGGAUAACGGCCCCUUUUCCGGACGCUUUCCCCCGGUACCGGUGGCCGGGCUGUAGCGCGGUUCCUGGCGCGGCUCUCGGUCGGACCUUUCGGGGUCUCGCUGAGCUCUGCCACCCGCGCCAGCUUCCACGGGGGACGCUUCUCCCGAGCCCCGUCCCUCCGUCUCCGCGCUGGGCAGAGGGGCGAGGGCUCUCCCGUAGAGGAGGUGGGGGGGAUCGCGGCUGCGGGGGGGGGGGGCGCUGACGAAAGUUCUCCCCGCCGCCCGGGAAGGCCGUUCGUCCCCUCUGCCGGCGUCGGGCACGGAGCGGGGCCUGUACCCCGCCGUAGCGGCCCGCUACCCCCGCCGUAGCGGCCCGCUGCUAGGCAACGGCGGCGGGGCGGGGGGGGGGGCGCGCGCCUUCCGGUUCCGGUCCGGGUCCGCCGCCAUGGGUCGGAAGAAGAAGACGCUGCACGACUACGCGGCCGAGUUCUCGGAGCUGUCGGUGAAGCGGCACCUCCUGGAACGGGGCGGCGGGGAGGAGGCGGCGGCGGUGGUGGAGACGCUGUACUGCACCUCCUGCCAGCUGCCCAUGCGGGUCCGCCGCGACCGCAUCCUCGAGCACCUCUCCUCCGGCCGCCACUACCGCAACCGCCGCCUGCUCCGCCAGCACGGCCUGCGCGCCCCGCUGCUCCUCUCUGCAGGUCCAGGCGUCGGUGCCGGCCUCCCCCUGCAGCUCGACGCGCCCUCCCUGCUCUCCCAGCCGUCCUUCGUCCUCGCCACCGCCACAGGCUCGGUCCCCUCUUCGCCCUCCUACCCCGAACCGCUGGCUGCCCGCCGACCCGUCGUCACCGCCGCCCCCAGGGAAGACCCGACGCCUUCCACCUCGGCCAGCCACCCCUCGUCUCUCACCGCCUUCCACUUGAGGAUCGCCCCUGCCCCCUCGAAGCAGGCCGGCCGGCGAGGGGCCGCGGCCGAGGCCUCCGACGGCCCGGCGCCCGUCUUGCGGCCCGGCAGUGGUGUCGGUCUCGCCCUCUUCGGCAUAGGCCUGGUUAACAAAGCCUUCUUCCAAAGCCUGAUGGAGGAAAACGGCUGCUGCUUGCUUUACGUCGUGGAGGAUCAGCUGGAGGAGGUGGAACUCACCUUCGGCACCGAGUUCCUGGCUGGCACCAGGGUGCUGCGGCAGCAGGACGCCGAUGUCGCACUCAACGACCAGCGAGUCUCUGGAGCCAUUAUUUGUUCACCCCCUGAAGAAGCCUCUGAGAUUGUAAUAGACGCUUUACGAGCGGGAAAAGGUGUGUUUUGCGAGAGGCUGCCCAGUUUUGACAGGCAGACAGCAGAAGCUUGUUUCGAUGAAGCUGACAGAUGUGGAAGACCACUGGUGUGUGGAUUCUACAAGCGCUUUGACCCAGCGCUGCAGUUCUUGUACAAGAAAGUCCGUGACAGCCAGGCGCUGGGGAGGAUCCACCGGAUAUCAACAAUUAGCAGCAUAUAUCCAGCAGCAUCUCUGAGCUUCCUAAAAACAUCAGGUGGAAUUUUUUAUAAUGCUGCUGUGCACGAUAUAGAUAUUAUCAGUUUGUUGUUGGGAGAGAGUGCACCAGAUACAAUAUUUUCACUGGGACAUGCAUUCUGUGCAGAUAUGGCCUACUUGAAGGAUGCAGACACUGUAGCGGUCAGCAUGAAAUUUCGUAGCGGAGCAAUUGUUACUUUGGACGUCAGUCAGCACUGCACUAAAAGCUGUGAUCAGAGACUAGAGGUUCACGGUUCUCAAGGAACAUUACGGGUAGAUAAUCAGAACCCCCUGGGGAUUACAGAGCACGGGACUUCAGUAUCCAUAUAUUCACAGACCCAAGCUGAUCGCUACAGAGAUGCACACAGGGAGCUCUUCCGACACUUUCUGAGAACCCUGAAAGGCAAGGAACCCCCCGUGAUAACCAAAGAGCAGUUUCUCUGGACGAUUCAGGUCGCUGCAGCUGCUGAACAGUCCUGGAGAAAUGGAUCUGCUGUUGACUUGCGCAGCGAAGCAAUAGAUUCGUCUGUAAUCAAGACUGAGAUAAUGUGACACACGCUGCUGUGUUCCGAGGUGAAGGAUAACAGUUAAGCUGUGCUACAGUGAGGUCUUUCCACCUAGUGAUGUCUCUGCUGUAGCCUUAAAAUAAGACUUGUGGUUUCCGCCAGGAAUGCCCAGAAGACAGAGGCACUUUUGAACGAGAAGCGCUUGGUGCUGAGGCUGCAGGUGUUUCUUAGCAUGUCAGCCAAAGCCCUCGAGAAAUUCUGGGUGGUUUCAUCCAGACGGCUUUUCCUCUCCAGGGGAGAGCUCUGCUGGCUACUGAGCUCUGUUUUUCUGGGAGAAGACUGGCACUCCUCGGGCUGUGGUAAGGUGUUGUAGACCACCACCAGCCGUGAUGGGAACAGUGCGAGCGAGUGGCUUUCCCCACAGCUUCGCAAGCGAGACGACGUAAUGCUCCAGAAAAAUAGGGGAGCAUCUGUCUGGUCCAUGCUCAUUUCCCUUCAGUAUAUGCAGGAAUGUGACUUCUGUGCUGAACUCGCCUCUGGGCCUCCUAUUUAUUGUUUUGGUUGUUGUUUUUACUGGGUUUUCUAAAUCUUUUUGAAAAGAAGUUAUGAUCUAAUUUUCUUGGGGGGUGGGGAGAAAAGAUGAAAAAGCAGGGAGGGAGGCUCCUGACUGUCCUGUCGUUACAGAGACGAGAGACUUCGUAGUAAGGCCGUAAAUUAAGGCUAUUCUGUAGAGGAGCAACGUACUUGGGCAUUUCAGUAAUAAACACUGCAUUAUUAAAGGGUUUCUCAGAAUGCAAUCUGUGAAUUUGCACAGCGGCCCUGUACGACAACUGUUACUGGGACACGCGGUUGCUGGGCGGGUUGUUCAGCACCGGGGCUGAGCGUUGUCUGGAUUACUCGCUGCAGCAGCCGGGUAGCUCUCUAGAGGCCGGUGUUUUCCUUGCUUAAGUGCAAGUGUUGUAUGUUAACAUUUUAGUAGCAAAAUUGAACUAAUAAUCAUGUUCUUUGAGUGUAGGAAGGGCAUCUAAUUGCGUAUUUUAAAGGUGGGGUUGUUUUUGGUUUUUUACAGUCCAGCAGAUUUGGAACACACACCACAGAAAAAGAUAGUGCCUUUAACAACAGGCAAGCCUGCUUUUAAACCAGGUUCUUUGUACCUUUUUAUUCUUGUGUUGAGUUUAUUACAGAUGUAUGGAUUUGACUAUUCUUGUCUGUUUCUCACACGCCAGUUUUCAAGAUCUUUUGAAAGCUUUUUUUAUUGUAUUAAAAUAAUGUUCUUGCCAUGAGUGUAAGUUUAUAAAUGACACUUCUUGCAAGAUUCUUUAGUUCAAUCAAUUUCCAAUUCCUACAUAUGGAAUAUAUAUUACUAAAACUAGAAAUAGCGCUGACAUUUAUAACUAAAGGCAAUUCUCUCGUGGUAAUUGGUUUUAACGGUGUAAUUUUUCAAACUCAGAAAAGCUAUGUCUUAACGAUAAAGAUUGCUAUCAAUUUC
This is a messenger RNA of Harpia harpyja (harpy eagle), 3810 nucleotides long. RefSeq names its product myo-inositol 2-dehydrogenase-like. Gene Ontology annotation, biological process: NADPH regeneration. Lineage: Eukaryota; Metazoa; Chordata; Aves; Accipitriformes; Accipitridae. The transcript has 9 exons. Gene Ontology annotation, molecular function: nucleotide binding; oxidoreductase activity. Gene Ontology annotation, cellular component: cytoplasm. Bases 754 to 2367 code for a protein of 537 amino acids. The record is from RefSeq and is a predicted model, not a curated record.